AUGCCUCGGAGCUCGUUUGGCUUGUUCGGCAUUAAUCUGGCCAACCAGGGGAUCCUCUUCAUCCGGGCUCUGGAACAAGUGGUUGCCACAGCCUGGAGCAGCAGACUAAGGGUUGCAUUUGCUGUUUUAGCAGCCUCUGAGCUUCCUGCCCAGAGCUCCCCACAGGCCUGCGUGUUCCCCCUAGGACUUGUCCCUUUCCCCAGGCUGCUGUGUUGGGGGGUCAGUGGGCAGAGAUAG
Molecule: messenger RNA, 237 nt
Organism: Rangifer tarandus platyrhynchus (Svalbard reindeer)
Lineage: Eukaryota; Metazoa; Chordata; Mammalia; Artiodactyla; Cervidae
Source: the annotation of a GenBank genome assembly